Molecule: messenger RNA, 726 nt
Organism: Alternaria burnsii
Lineage: Eukaryota; Fungi; Ascomycota; Dothideomycetes; Pleosporales; Pleosporaceae
Product: nadh-ubiquinone oxidoreductase kd subunit precursor
Exons: 3
Coding region: 1-726 (241 amino acids)
Biological process (GO): respiratory electron transport chain
Source: RefSeq, a predicted model, not a curated record
AUGAGGGCAGCUGCACGUCUCCUCGCCAGCGUCAAGCCUGGCCAGUUCCUUGAGGCCGGCACUCCCACGGGUCUCACAGGGCUCCUUACCCACCCGUCGCCGCGCUCCGCGCUGCUCUACCACUACCACUCGACUCUUGACAAGCUCAAGAAGAUUCCCGAAUCAUCCGUAUACCGCCAGUCAACCGAGGCCCUUACAAAGCACCGUCUUGCCAUCAUCGAGCAGUCCAAGCCAGCGGGAUGGGACGAGUGGCAGCAAAAGAUCGCCAUGCAAGUUAGCGACGACCCAACCAGAUACCAGGUCCUCGACACAUCAGCCGGACAAACCAUCGUAAUCCCAAACCAGGCUGAGGUUGACGAGCGGUCAAAAGCAGCCGAGUGGGAUGGAGAGAAGAUCGAGACGUUCCCCGAGGGUAUUCGUUCGUCCAAAGAGCGACUGCCCCAUGCGAGGAAGAUGAAGGGCGACGUCAACUACACACCUGAGCGGGUGAUGAACGAUAUCAAGUUUGACCCCGAGCCGCAGUACACUGCCGAAGCUAUUUCCGACCUUGAGAGCAGACUUGGCGCGGGCCUGAUUGAAGAAGUCAUUCAGGUCGCUGAGGGCGAGCACAAGCUCGUCGACGUCAUGACCGAGGCCAAGGUUUGGGAGCCACUCGAGGAGCCUGCGCCAGAAGGCCAAUGGUCUUACUUUGAGCGCAUGACACACACAAAGACACAGAAGCCAUAG